This is a messenger RNA of Chlorella variabilis, 1431 nucleotides long. RefSeq lists its product as hypothetical. The transcript has 5 exons. Lineage: Eukaryota; Viridiplantae; Chlorophyta; Trebouxiophyceae; Chlorellales; Chlorellaceae. The record is from RefSeq and is a predicted model, not a curated record. Bases 1 to 1431 code for a protein of 476 amino acids.
AUGGCGCUGCAGGCGCUGGCGGCGAGCUCCGGCUUUGCGAGGGCCUUUGAGCACGCCCUCAACACCCACGCCGCCACGCGCUCCGCAGCCACCGCGCCGCUCUCCCAGCUGCCCGCCGCCUUUGCCGCCGUCGACCUGGGCCCCGUGCUGAGCGAGGCCGCUGCCUUUGCCGCCAUCACCAGCGCCGACGGCAUCCAGCGCUUCCUGGUGGCGCCGGAGCGAGGCGUGCGGGCCCUGGUCCGCGACGCGCUGCAGCUGUACAGUGCGCCAAUGGAGCAGGCGGCUGGCGCGGUGCGCGACGCGCUGCUGGCUGCGGUGGAGCUGGCCGCGGGCACAGGGCUGGGCCCAGGGGUGCCAGACUCCCUGCGAGAGCAGGUUUCGGACCUGGCCGCCAACAGCAUUCGAGGCUGGCAUGGCGAGGCACACAAGCAGCUGGCGUGGCUGCUGGUGGCGGAGCAGAGCUGCCCAGAGGUGGCACGCUUUGCCGACCUGCGCCAGCGCCUGCUGCACCUCCUGGCAAGCCCAGCCGAUGGUGGCGGGCUGGCGCUGGAGCCGCAGCCGGCCGCAGCAGGAAUCAAGUCGGACGCGGCGCCUGCCCAGGAGCAGGGAGCCCAGCAGCCACUCAAGGCUGUGGCUGCCGGCACAGGCGAGGCACACUUUUUCAUGGGAGAGCUCCUCAAAAGAUCCAGCAAAGGAGCCUGGCAGCGCCGUUGGGUGGUGCUGGACGGCGAGGCCCAAGCCCUGCACUACCUGCACAGCCCGGGCGACAAGCCGGCCAGGGCAUUCAGCCUGCGGGGCGCUGUAGUGAUGCGGGAUGUGCCAGCCCCAGGCGCUGCUGACAGGAAGGAGGCCCUCACUUUCCAGCUGCGUGUGGAAGGCGGCGACUCACUCACUCUGCGGGCCAGCUCCCAGGCAGCCAAGCAGGCGUGGCUGGAGCACCUGGAGGCUGCGGUGGCAGGCGGCAGAGGCGCCCAGAGCAUCUCCACCGUGGCGGUGCCCGCCCACCCGCCCGCACUCAAAAUGAGCGCCAGCACCAGCAGCACUGAGGAUGGCAGCGAGGCAGCAGCGCCAGUGCCCCGCAAGAUCAGCACUACCGUUUUCCAGGACGAGAAAGAGAUGGCGGCAGGCAGCGAGGCUGUGCCAGAAGAUGAGCCGGCGCCGGAGCGGGAGCGGGUGGCAGCAGAGGAGGUGCUGCUGGCAGCCAUUGCCGCACAGGCGGCCAAGCGCCAGCCCACAGCUCAGGAGGCGGCUGUGCUUCGGGAGGUGGUGGCAGUGGUGGAGGGGUAUGUGCGGGAGGCAGGCGCCAGGCUGCAAGGCCUGACCCAGCGAGUGGUCAGCUCCGGCUUGCUGCUCGAGAGGGCGUCCGUGCUGAGACAGGACCUCCUGAGGAUCCUGCUGGAGCCUGGCGCCGCCCCGCCGUGCGUCGACUGA